Messenger RNA from Macadamia integrifolia, 1521 nucleotides. RefSeq names its product protein CHAPERONE-LIKE PROTEIN OF POR1, chloroplastic. The record is from RefSeq and is a predicted model, not a curated record. The coding region runs from base 250 to 1101 and encodes 283 amino acids. Gene Ontology annotation, cellular component: chloroplast membrane. The transcript is spliced from 5 exons. NCBI's taxonomy places the organism in Eukaryota, Viridiplantae, Streptophyta, Magnoliopsida, Proteales, Proteaceae.
GUUAGACUGGGGAUCUGCGAAUUGCGGCGCCAGAGACAACACCAGAGAGGCAGCGACACCGCCUGAGUCCUAGUUCAUGAGAGGGAGUUUGAAGGUUGAGAGGAUGUACACAGUACCGGACUUUCUCUGAAUCUCUGCAUUCUUUCUCCAUUUCUGCACAUUCUGAAGGCUACCUGUAGGGUAAUACCUUGAGGGCUUUAAUCAGCUCUGAGUAGCCUUUCAACAACAGAUACCUGGCUGUGGCUGAAGAUGUCUGUGACUGGAUUGACUUGUAAUUCAUCUCGAUUUUCUUUUUAUAUACCUAAAAGAGGGUCAGGGCAUUUAUUUGGUCAAGUUUCAGCUUUUCCCCAUCAUCAAAACUCAAGGAAAAAGAUGCAACCUCUUCGCUUUGAUAGACAUUACUGGAUUGGUUUCACAGAGAAAAAUGAGGUUCUGCAAAGCCACAGUAUCUAUAAUGCAAUGGGUGCUUCUUUUGGUGAUUCAGCUGACAACUCACCUGAUGCAGUUGUUUUUCCUCGAAUCAACAUAAGGGAUCCAUAUAAACGGCUUGGAAUUAGCAGUGAAGCUUCUGAAGAUGAAAUCCAAGCUGCAAGGAACUUCCUCAUUCAUAAAUAUGCCAGACACCAGCCAAGCAUUGAUGCAAUUGAAUCAGCUCACAACAAGAUAAUCAUGCAAAAGUUCUAUGAGAGGAAGAACCCUAAGAUCAAUAUCAAGAAAAAGGUCAGGGAAUUAACUCAAUCACGGGUUGUUCAGGCUGUCAUGAGUAGGUUUCAAACACCAUCUACAAACUUUAUCAUAAAGACAGCGAUUGCAUUUGCAAUACUUGGUGCAGUAACUGUUCUCUUCCCAACGGAAGAUGGACCAACCCUUCAGGUAGCCAUCUCCCUGAUUGCCACUGUAUAUUUCAUAUAUGACCGGCUGAAGAAUAGAGUCCGAGCUAUACUAUACAGCAUUGGGGCUUUCAUCGUCUCUUGGCUCUUGGGGACAUUCUUGAUGGUAUCUGUUGUUCCACCUAUACUUCGUGGCCCAAGGAGCUUGGAAGUUUCGACUUCGUUAAUAACUUAUAUUCUUUUAUGGGUUUCAUCUACUUAUCUGAAGUAACACGAGUUCUGUCACCUGUUCUGUAUCACAUUUUUGUGGAGGAUAACAAGUGGAUAGGCCUGCUGGUUGGGCAUCAAUAUCAACAACUACAAAGCUGGUAAUCCCAUGCUGGGUUGGUUUUCCAAACAAUCCAUAGGAGAAGUUUUGAGGAAAGAGUAGCUACUUGUUUUGUUUUAGAAAAUGUAGACUCUUGAGUUGUUCUUUUUUCAGGUAUGCUGUGUAUUAUGCGGGUAGUCCCUUUUUUCAUUCCACACUUUCUUCUAUAUUGAUGAAAGGAAUGAUUUUUACAACCAUAAAGAGUUUGUGCCUUUUGUGGAACUGAUGCGUAAUUGGCUAUUGUAGAGCCAAAAAAUACAAGGAAAUCCAUCAUAGAGAUGUGUAUUUAUUUGAUGGAUGAACUCAGUUAGCACUUUUCUCAAA